This is a messenger RNA of Microthlaspi erraticum, 1011 nucleotides long. Lineage: Eukaryota; Viridiplantae; Streptophyta; Magnoliopsida; Brassicales; Brassicaceae. The record is from the annotation of a GenBank genome assembly.
AUGGCGUUGGAUUCAUCUGAAGUUGAAGUGGAGGUUGGUUGGAAAUCUGAAAGAACUCUAGUCCUCGUUGGUCGAACCGGGAACGGGAAAAGCGCAACGGGAAACAGCAUCCUAGGAGAAACUAAGUUCCUAUCAAAAGCAAGAGGAAGAUUCAUUACAAAAGAGUGUAAGCUACAUAAAUCCGAGCGACCAAAUGGUCUAACCAUCAAUGUUAUCGAUACUCCUGGUUUGUUUAGUGCUUCUUCCACAACAGAUUUCACCAUCAGAGAAAUCGUUAGAUGCUUACGUUUAGCUCAAAACGGUAUAGACGCAGUGCUUCUUGUUUUCUCUGUGAGGAACCGGUUAACGGAAGAGGAACAAUCCACGCUUCGCACGUUAAAGAUCCUUUUCGGAAGCCAGAUCGUUGACUAUAUGAUUGUUGUUUUCACCAACGGAGAUGCAUUCGAUGAUGGAGACACUCUUGAUGACUAUCUAGAGGAUUGUCCUGAGUUUCAGGAAAUUCUCAAGGAAUGUGAUGACCGUAAGGUGUUGUUUGACAAUAGACGUAACAUCUCUGAAUUCAAGAAAGAAAAACAAGUCCAAGAACUUCUCAACCUCGUCGAACAAAUCUCAAGAAAGAACAAUGGAAAAUCUUAUAUGGCUGACUUAACACUUGAGCUCAAGGAGAACGAGGCAACGUUGGAGGAAAGACAGAAGGAGAUUGAAGCAAUGAAAGGCACGUCUUCGAGACAAGAGAUAUCACAAGUGAAGAAGGAAGUAGAGAAGUCGUAUAACGAAAUGCUCCAAGGGAUUAAAGAGAAGAUCUCUAACCAACUGAAAGAUUCAUUGAGGGAUGUGAAAGAACAAUUAGCCAAGGCACAAGUAGCGAGAGAGGCAACAGAGAAAAAGAUGAGCGAGAUUCAGAAACUUUCUUCUGAUGAGAUUAGGAAGCUUAGAGAACAACUCAACAAAGCUGAGAGUGAGACUGCUUCUUUGCGCAGAGAACUCAACAAGAAAUGCUCUGUUCUUUAA